CAGAGGAGGCUGCGCUUUCGUGAAUAUUAUCCCCUAUUUUCAUCAAUAAAUAGCCCUUGAGUUGGAUUUUGAAAGCGUUUCCAUGAUUGUUGAACGUUUGUAGAAAAGAUAUAUGAAGAGUUGGUGAUGUUUCAUAAGAUAGGUCAUGAAAUACUGGCACAGUACUAAAACGAAUCUUUACCGAAAGCUCCCUCUAUCUAUUUAUAUGGUAGUACUGUAGGCGGCGUGGUCGAGGUAAGGAGAUCUGAUAAAUAUUGAACCCUUUGCCAAAUCGUGCCCUCAUAAAAACACCCCGAGCUAGGCACCCAGAGCCCCCGUGUAACCUUGACAGCACAGCCGGCGGUGGUGGUGGCUCUUGAUUUCUCGGCGGGGCAGGGACUCGCCAGGCAGAAACUAUAAGACACAUCAUGUCUGACGAGGAGGAGGAGGUGGUGGACAACACGGUGACCUCCGAGGUGCACCACUUCUCCAAGGAGGAGGUGCUGGACGCCGCGCGGGGAGGAAAAGACAGCCACUUGACCAACACAUCAGACGUAGGGACGCCAGUUGCCCUUGGCUCUGAGAGGCUUCAAGAGCAGGAAGAUGAAGAGUAUGAAUGUUUAUUGGGAGCUAAUGGGCAAGUUGUUCUAUGGAGUCCAAAGAGAGACACGGUGCUCUCAAGAUUUGACUUUGUGUAUCCUCCUUCCCUGCAAACCAGAGGCCAACAGCUCAGCAAAACCCCACAGGUGGACUCAGAUGGUGAUCUUGUGGUUACCAGGAAAAAUGACCUGCACCUCCAGGAGGGUGUAGUCCUCAUUGAGCACCAAAGUGCCACAACACUAGAGCUAGUGGGAGAGCAGGUUUGGAGGGGAGCUCUCUUCCUAGCAGACUUCAUAUUGCAUCACCAUGAUAUAUUUAGAGGUGCCCAUGUCCUGGAGGUUGCCUCAGGAGUCGGUCUCACAUCAGUUGUGGCAGCCAUGCUUGCUACAAAGGUUACUGUUACAGAUGUUGACAAAGGUGAAAUAUUGCCACUCAUUCGUCGUAACUUGAAAAGAAAUGAGGAGUUACUCAAGGCAAAAGUUGAUGUGAGAGAAAUUGAUUUUCUCAACCACGCAACUAUAGAUGACCUGCAAGCUGACUGUAGCGAUGUGUCCAUUAUCUUGGCUGCAGAUGUGGUGUACAGCAAUCCCCUGACUGAUGAAUUCUUCAGAACUGUGCUGCGCCUCAUGACUGAUCCACCAGACAAGAUGAUGUAUAUUGCACUAGAAAAAAGGUAUGUGUUCACUAUGGAGGACAUGGACACAUGUGCUCCCUGUUACGACUACUUCCUGGAGGGUCUGGAGUGGCUGCGUUGUCAGAAUCUUGAUCUCAUUGACUGGACCAUUGAGGAGUUGUCAACAGACUUUCAGCAAUACUUUACUUAUGAACGUGUGCGACAUUUAGUGCUUUGGAAGAUUAAUUCAAAGCGUAAAAUAAUUUAAAAAUAUGGAAAACUGACAAAACUACAGUUUCAUAUUUUCAUUUCAUAUUGUACAGUAAUAGAAAUAUUUCAUGAAUAUUUCAUGAAUUAUAUUUGAGUAUUUAAAAAAAAAGUUUGUAAAUUGUGAUAUUUGUACAUUAUUUACUAUUUAUAUAUAGGGAACUAAUUUGAUUGGCAUAUUUCAUUAGCCAAAUUUGAUUUCCAAAAAGUCAUUAGAAUAGUGGAAAGCAAAUAAGAUAUGGUCAUUAGGAUUACUUUUAUUCAUAUUCCACUGAUUGUCUCAAGAAGCCACAGAAAUGUUUCUUCGAUCUUGUGGGUCUUCCUUGUAGUGGAAUAGGUCAGUAGAGUGGACAACCACUAGGGAAAGAGUUGGGAUGGCAGGGCAAGGAAAACACGAGAUGCUUCUGCCAUGGCCACCUUAUAAUGGGAAGCUCCUGAGAGGGGAAAGCAUAUUGGAGAAAUAGAUAGACAAAGUGUGUUGCACAGAAAUAGUUACGGGAGUCUCCCUCAAACAUCUAUUUUUUUUGUUUGAGAGAGUGUCUCCCUCAACUGUUUUUGCACACCAUACAUUCUUUAUCUAUCUAUAUGUCUUAUACCUUUUCCCCUCUGAGGAAUUUACCCUUUAGAAGAUGGCCGUGGCAGAAGCAUCUCCAAUUUUCCCUGGUCCAGAACCCCCUCUCAGGACUCAUUCACUCUGUUGGUCAAUUUCACUGGUGGUCUCCCUGUGAUGCCCUCUCCCUUUAUCCUACCCUCAUACCCCCUCUUCACAAAGUCAUCCUCAGUCAUUCUCAUCACGUGUACAAACCAUUUAAGAGUACAUACCACUUUUUACACGUUUCAACCACUUCCCAAUUCACUCCCUUUGCUGUUACACCCAAACCAAUAUUCUCAUACACAUCUGUAUUACUUUCUCCAUCCCAUCUUGAUACCACACACAUCUUUUAUGCAGCUCAUUUCCAUCUCAGAUAUUUGUGGUUGAUGUGUUUCAUUCCACAUCCAUAUCUGGUGCAUAUGACAGACCUGAUAGGAUAAUCAACCACUGAAUGGGGGAAUACGCCAGAGGUCAUGUCUUGCUCACCCUACACCAUCCCUGGGGUCUCCAUGCAGGGAACUUUACUAUACCAAGUAGGCUACCUCCCAGCUCUGUAGGUGCCCCCUUGGCCUCCUUCACUCAGGUUUGUCAUUUUAUUGAAACAACCCAGUGUGAGUCGACUUCUGGAUAGUGAGCCACAUAUCCCUGUAGCUAGAGUUGGUAUUCACUUACUAUGCAGGUAAUAGGACUCAAUUAAGUCUCUUGGAGUAGUUACUGAUUUUACACUGAUUUCCUCACAAAUUUAAAUAGCUCUUCUGUACACAUACUUUUUAACAUAACCACAUUAUUUUUUUAUUCCUCACCUCCCAUUUUAAGAAACAGGUGACUAAUAAUGACAAUAAUGUUUUCUUACCAAUAUCUAUUUAUACAAGGUUGAAUAAAAGUCACAAUGUGCCA
Molecule: messenger RNA, 2948 nt
Organism: Eriocheir sinensis (Chinese mitten crab)
Lineage: Eukaryota; Metazoa; Arthropoda; Malacostraca; Decapoda; Varunidae
Product: methyltransferase-like protein 22
Exons: 7
Coding region: 408-1460 (350 amino acids)
Biological process (GO): protein methylation
Cellular component (GO): nucleus
Molecular function (GO): protein methyltransferase activity
Source: RefSeq, a predicted model, not a curated record